GGAAGAGAAAAUCAAGAUCGGGCCAUUCUCUUUAGUGUUUGCCCUGUUCUCCCAAUGUCCACCUCCUCACCGCCCGCAUUUUGAUAUAAAAAUAUCAUAGACUGGCUCUUGAAACUGGCCAUUAGCCAAAGCAAACGAUAGCAAAUCAACGUGUAUUAUGGAGUAACUAAAAACUGAACAGAAGGAACGACGAGGCAGAGCUUACAUUCAGACCUCCUCAAUCAACAGUUCCUCCCACUUUGGCAUUCACCAUUGCUGCACUACAAAGUUCUUAUCUUGACCUCAGUCGACGAUUGACUAAAAUAGACCAACAAGGAUGUCCCAGCUCCAGUUUCAGUGUCCGGCUAGUCCCAUGCCUGCUGCCUCAGCUCCAAUGCAGCUGGGGCAGCCACAGCCUGGCUACAGCAUCCCCUGUGCGUCAGGCACCCUACCCUCGGAGAGCGCCAGCCAGCCCAUCAGGAGCUCUGCGCUCCCUGCGGGCUCAGCCACUCCCUACAGUACCACCACAGUAUCUAACAUGGCAAACCCUAAAGAGAAGACCCCCAUGUGUUUGGUGAAUGAGUUAGCCCGUUUCAACAAGAUUCAACCUGAGUAUAAGCUGCUGUGUGAGCAAGGACCAGCUCACUCAAAGAUUUUCUCGGUAAGGCUCACACUGGGAGAUCAGCACUGGGAGGCAGAGGGGACCAGCAUCAAGAAAGCCCAGCAUUCCGCUGCUGCAUCUGCCCUAGCUGAGACGACACUUCCCAAGCCCACCGUGAGGACGCCCCGCAACACAGGCAAGAACCCAGCAGAUGGCAUGACACAUACCAUGGAGUUAAAUGCACUUUGUAUGAAGCUUGGUAAAAAGCCCAUGUAUAAACCCAUCGACCCCUACCCGGCGAUGAGACCACCAAACUUCAAUUACAAUGUCCGGGCUCCAGGACCUUACCAGCGCUCUAUGCAACAGUACUAUUACCCAUUUCCUCCAGUGGGACCAAUGAUAUACCACAUGGAGCUUUCCAUCGGAGGCCAGCAGUUUAUUGGGAAGGGACGCACACGGCAGUUGGCCAAACAUGACGCUGCUGCCAAGGCCCUGAAAGUGCUGCACAAGGAGCCAAUAUUGCAGCAGCUGCCAGUGAUGAACGGAGAGCCCGAGGAGGAAGAGAACCUCAACAAAUCAGAAAUCAGUCAAGUGUUUGAAAUUGCACUUAAACGCAACUUACCUGUCAACUUUGAGGUUUUAAAGGAAGAAGGCCCUCCCCACAUGAAGAGUUUUGUAGUGCGUGUUACAGUCGGGGAAUUCACUGGAGAGGGCGAAGGAAAAAGUAAAAAGAUUGCCAAGAAGUUGGCAGCAGCAGCGGUGCUGGGGGAGUUGAAGAGGCUACCCCAUAUACCCAGUGUGGAAAAGACGCUGCCACGCAUCAAAAAGAAAACCAAAUCCAUCAUCAAACUGCAGACCAGCCCAGAGUAUGGCCAGGGAAUGAAUCCCAUUAGCCGCCUGGCUCAGAUCCAGCAGGCCAAGAAGGAGAAGGAGCCAGAGUACAGCAUGGUGACGGAGAGAGGUCUACCUCGCCGUAGGGAGUUUGUCAUGCAGGUGACAGUGUGCGGCCAGACUGCAGAGGGAAUGGGACCUAGUAAGAAGGUGGCCAAGAGGAACGCAGCAGAGAAAAUGCUGGAGCUCUUGGGAUAUAAAGUGCCUCAGCCUCAGCCCCCUAAACCGGCACUUAAAACUGAUGAAAAGACUCCAGUGAAAAAACCUGGUGAUGGGCGCAAAGUGACCUUCUUUGAACCUGGCUCUGUAGAGGAGGUGGCAUUGAGUUCCAAGGAGGAGGACUUCCGCCUGCCUUACUUGAGCCACCAGCAGCUGCCUGCAGGUAUCCUGCCCAUGGUCCCUGAGGUGGCUCAGGCAGUCGGGGCCUGCCAAGUGACCCAGGCCAAGGACUACAGUCGAGCUGUACCCAACCCAGGCAAGGCCACAAUCACUGCCAUGAUUGCCAACGAGCUGCUUUACGCAGGGACAUCAAUGACUGCUGAGACUAUCCUAAAGAACAAAAAUAAUUUGAACCAGCUGCCCCACGGACCCCUCACCAGGCCUUCGGAACAGCUCAGCUUUCUUGCGGCGGUGCAGGGCCUGCAGGUGGAAUACAAAGACUUUCCCAAAAACAAUAAGAAUGAGUUUGUGUCACUGAUUAAUUGCUCCUCCCAGCAACCGCUCAUCAGUCAUGGGAUUGGGAAAGAUGUAGAAUCCUGUCAUGAUAUGGCUGCAUUGAAUAUAUUGAAGUUACUCUCGGAGUUGGACCAGCAGCCAAAUGAAAGGACAGGAAAUGGACCAGUUUCUCGGUGCGGCAAGCAGGAAAUCGAAGGUGACAUGCACCUCAAACAGGCUAACUCAAGCACAUUGGCACAGACCCUGGAUGGCACUGUUUAGAUGAUCAGGUUUGGUUGUCAUUAAAAGCACUAGAGAAAACUCAGACACUGUGUUCUUAGUUUUAGACGGCUACAGGAAGCUUCUGACGCUGUAGGCUCUAAACCAUCACUGUUCAUAUUCAUCGUUCCAAAAAAUGUUCACAGUUAAACAAGAUUGAUUGGAAAAAAAAUAGGUUCUUCCCCUUGAUGUUGUUUAAUUGUUCACAGUAUUUAUUUUGUUGCUUUGUAGAAAAAGUAGCUGCAUCCUAGUCAACGAGAUCGGGGUUUACUUGUUGGGAAAAAAAAAGAAGCGAUUUACUGUGAAUUCUGUUUUGUUUUGCCUAGAACUUGUUUCCUCUCUGUGAGACCUUCUAACUCUUGUUUUUAAGUCUUUUACGUUUUAUCCCCGCGCUGAGGUAGUUCAUCAAGUAAAAUCUUCUAAAGGUUUGGACCUCGUCUUUGUCUAGGGUGCAGCUGGCGAACCUCUGUUGAUUUUCCUAGAGUGCUUUAUAUCAACAACCACAAGUGAAGUGUUAUUGACAUUACCAUGUAGGGCCGGGAAGAAUUUGUGACUAAAUGUAGCGUGUGAUGUAAUGUGACGUUGUCUCUGCUGUGUGUGGCAGGGACAUUUCCCUGUUGCGUCAGUUCCCCCGAUACUCCCUUUUCCUCCCUUAUGUCAACCUCCCUUUUCUCUCCGCUCCCCAUGGUAAUUAAACUUGCGUGCUUACGUGCACAAAACAAA
Epinephelus moara (kelp grouper) is the source of this 3127-nucleotide messenger RNA. It is a transcript of the gene stau1, whose product is annotated as staufen double-stranded RNA binding protein 1. The transcript has 15 exons. The record is from RefSeq and is a predicted model, not a curated record. The coding region runs from base 317 to 2407 and encodes 696 amino acids. Lineage: Eukaryota; Metazoa; Chordata; Actinopteri; Perciformes; Serranidae.